Molecule: messenger RNA, 3185 nt
Organism: Cornus florida
Lineage: Eukaryota; Viridiplantae; Streptophyta; Magnoliopsida; Cornales; Cornaceae
Product: putative E3 ubiquitin-protein ligase RF298
Exons: 3
Coding region: 286-2952 (888 amino acids)
Source: RefSeq, a predicted model, not a curated record
UUUUAUACCCCUUUUCUUAACCAUAGUUAACCCUCACAUCCAUUUUUAGGUAACCCUGGUCACAUGGUUUUAACAAACUAAAUUGGAAAAAAGGCCCAAAAAAAAAAAAAAAAAAAAAAAAAAUCCACAAUUAAAGUGUGCGAGUGAGACGUUCAAUGCUAUAAAGCAUAGAGAAUAAAAAGCCAAAAGGACUAUCGAUUGUCUCUACUUCCUCCGUUGCUCCGAUAUUUAUCGCCACUUUCAUUGCUCUUGCCACAUAGCUCAAAUCGGAUUAGAGUGGCUUCAAUGGUUGCUCAGGCCAGUAGUAGUACCAGCCAAGUUUUGCCUUCUAUAUCUGUUCAAGAAAAAGGAAGUAGGAAUAAGAGAAAAUUCCAGGUUGAUCCACCUUUAGAUGACACAAAUAAGAAUCUUAAUGGGUGCCCAAGUAAUGGAUUAUCGGCUGAGAAAUUGGAGAUUACUCGGAGUCAUGGUCAUUCUGGUGGGUGCGAUAUAUGCAGCAUUAACCAAAACCAUUCUGAUACUUUGAAACUUGACAUUGGAUUGUCCAGUGCAGGUGGGUCAUCUGAGUCCCAUGAUGCUGAUUGGAGUGAUCUUACGGAAUCCCAGCUCGAAGAACUUGUUUUAAGCAACUUACACACAAUUUUCAAUAGCGCAAUUAAAAAAAUUGUUGCUUAUGGUUACAGUGAAGAAGAUGCUACAAAGGCUGUUUUGAGUUCUGGUCUAUGUUAUGGGUGUAAAGACACGGUGUCAAAUAUAGUGGACAAUACUUUAGCAUUUCUUAGAAAUGGUCAAGAAAUUGAUCCUUCAAGGGAUCACUCCUUCGAGGAUCUACAGCAGAUGGAGAAGUAUAUAUUGGCUGAAUUGGUUUGUGUUCUUCGUGAGGUUAGGCCUGUCUUCAGCACUGGGGAUGCAAUGUGGUGUUUGUUGGUAUGUGACAUGAAUUUGUCGCAUGCCUGUGCAAUGGAUAGCGAUCCCUUGAGCAGUGUACUUAGUGAUGGAGCUCCAAAUGGCACUAUCUGUGUUUCAGCCCAACUACAAUCAAGGACAGAGCCUAAAAGUUCUGAACUUGAUCUUCAGAAUCUGUGCAAACUAAAUCAUCCAAUUGCUUGUAAUCAUAAUUUUCAAUCUGAGACACUUGGCACCAGCAUGGCUUCAAAUCCUUGUGCACAUAAUUUUCAAUCUGAUGCACCCACCAUCACGAGUGUCCCAAACUUGAUAAAACCAAAAAGUUCCCUUGUUCUAAAUGGACUUGUACCUGAGAAAGAGAGUCCACAUUCUACAUCUGAUACUGCAAAUAGAUCUUUUGGUGUAGUGGGAACAUCCCAAUCUUCUGCGCCAGAAGAGAAGUUAGGAAGCACUAGAAAGGUUUAUGGUAUUACUAAGCGAGAAUGUACACCUCGGCAGAAGUCACUUACUCUGGAGAAGCACAUCCGCACAUAUUGUUCUAGAGGGCCUCCUAGAGCAGGGAAACUCGUUGGUUUUGGCAGUUUAGUUUUGGAUGAUACGCUAAAGUAUGUAUCAGAUUCUACUUGUGUUAAUGUGAAAUAUACCUCCUUCAAGAUAAGCAAGGGAAUGGGAGUUGAUAUGCCCCAAGACAAUGGGAACCAUAAUUUAUCAACACAUCUUGGGCUCCCUUCUCCAGCGCCAUUAAAUUUGGAAACUGUCAGCACCAUUUCUACUUCACCUAAAGUUAAUAUUCCAUUUGCAAUAUCGACAGUUGAUUCCCCACCAGCGUUGUCAGCUGCUGAUACUGAUCUCUCUCUUUCACUUCCUUCUAAAGGCAAUGCUGUUCCGAUGCCCAUCAAUAGCAAUUCGGAGGCUCCGAAUUGUAAUGAUGUCGGGAUGCCAUACGAUCAGUCUCCAGGGCAGUGUUUCCCACAGCACAAGAAGGAUGAAAUUAUUAUGAAGUUGGUUCCAAGGGUCCGGGAGCUGCAAAAUCAGCUCCAAGAGUGGACAGAGUGGGCCAAUCAGAGGGUUAUGCAGGCUGCUCGUAGACUGAGCAAGGAUAAGGCUGAGCUAAAGACACUGAGGCAAGAAAAAGAAGAAGUGGAACGGCUCAAGAAAGAUAAGCAAACUUUGGAGGAAAACACCAUGAAGAAGCUUUCUGAGAUGGAGAAUGCCUUGGGUAAGGCUAGUGGGCAGGUGGAGCGAGCUAAUUCUGCUGUUCGGAGGCUCCAGAUGGAGAAUGCUGCAUUGAGGCUAGAGAUGCAAGCUGCUAAAUUACAAGCAGUAGAGUCAGCUGCAAGCUGUCAGGAUGUAUCGAGGAGGGAAAAAAAGACACUGAUGAAAUUUCAGUCAUGGGAGAAGCAAAAGACCUUGUUUCAAGAGGAGCUCAUGGCUGAGAAACGCAAAUUUACUCAGCUGCAACAGAAGCUGGAACCAGCUAAAGAUGUUGGGGAUCAACUUGAGGCUAGAUGGAAAUUGGAAGAGAAGGCGACGGCCGAAUUACUAUGUCAGGCAAGCUCAGUAAGAAAGGAAAGAGAAGAGAUUGAAGCUUCAGCAAAAUCGAAGGAGGACAUGAUCAAAACGAAGGCGGAAAGCAAUCUGCAAAGGUAUAAAGAUGGUAUUGAGAAACUUGAAAAAGAAAUCUCCCUAUUGAGAUUAAAGAGAGACUCCUUGAAGAUAGCUGCUCUAAGAAGAGGCAUCGAUGGAAGCUAUGCUAGUAGACAGACAGACAUCAGAAAUGCCGCACCUUCCCAGGAGUCCCAGAUGCCUUGUAUCUCCAGAAUGGUGACAGAUUUCCAGUACCAUUCUGGGACUGGAGGUGUGAAACGGGAACGGGAGUGCGUGAUGUGCCUUUCAGAGGAGAUGUCUGUUGUUUUCCUCCCAUGUGCACAUCAGGUGGUUUGUGCAACGUGCAAUGAGCUCCAUGAGAAGCAAGGAAUGACGGACUGCCCUUCCUGUAGGAGCCCCAUCCAGCGGCGUAUUUGUGUCCGUUAUGCUCAAUCUUAACUUCAUCUCAGGAAGUGAGUUGAGUGUUCUAUUUAAUGAUUUGUAGGACUCCUUUAAAAAUAAUAUUUUUAAAAGUUCAGACAAUUCAGCUGCUGUGCAGUUGCUUGAAAAUAUGUUACUUUUUUCCUUUCUCCCUGUUAAUGGAAACUUACAGGGUUUACCAUUCUUGAACUUUGAUCUUACCUAAUUCUCAAAUCUUGGAAAUGUGUUGUCUGUUUAUACACAUUUUGUUA